Molecule: messenger RNA, 623 nt
Organism: Lytechinus variegatus (green sea urchin)
Lineage: Eukaryota; Metazoa; Echinodermata; Echinoidea; Temnopleuroida; Toxopneustidae
Exons: 4
Coding region: 89-451 (120 amino acids)
Source: RefSeq, a predicted model, not a curated record
UAGCUAAGGCUAUCUGAGGCAACAAAACUGAGUGAGAGAAGUAUCAGAGCUCUACCUAACGUUAUAAAUUGAGUGACCAUUCGGCAAAAUGAGUGAAGCAACCUCUUACAGAUUUGAAAAUAACAUUGAGAACAAAAGUUUACAGAGAGCUCUGCAUCGACAGAAAGAACGGAUAAAGUAUGAUGAGCUUAUGGCUGCAAGAGAAGGUGUGGUGAAGAAUGAACUUCUUAUCAACCAGAAAGCUGAAUGGACCGAAAAGCUGGAAGAAGCGAGUGCACAUAGAAGGUUGAGAACUGAGAAAGCUGCAGUAAAAAGCGAGAUUGCAAUUGCCGGGAAAACCCUCAUUGCGGUGCGAAGAGCAGCACUUCGUCAGCUCUUAGAUCAGGAGUAUGCCCAAUUUGAAGAGGAACUUAGGGCACAAGGAAACGCUUUCUAUUUCAAACGUGAAUGAAUGUGUGAUGCUGUGGAAAUUAAUAAAAGCAACUGAAUUCCAAUGACAAUGAUAUGAUGAAGUAAGGUUGGCUUGCAGCAAAGGAGAAUUCUGAUUUGAGGUUCCCUAGCAAUAAUGCUGAACUUCAAAUUAAAUGAUUUUACUUCUUGGAACUUUCAUAUUAAAUGUACAA